CAAAGAGGGAGCCUAGCUCCUCCUCGACGAUCGUAUCCGCUGCUCGCCCGGGGGCGCAACCGACAAGAACGGGAGCCAGCCCCUCCUCGACGAUCACACCCGCCACUCGCACUGGGGACACAACCGACAAGAUGGGGUGCCAGCCUCACCUCGACGAUCACAUCCCGCCACCCGUCUCAGCAGCGACGGCCAACAAAGAGGGCGGCCAAGCCCUCUUUGAAGGUUGCGUCCUGCCGCUCGUCCCGGGGACACAAUCUAAAAGAAGGGAGGCCAGCCCCUCUACGAUCGCUUCCCGCCGCCCGUACCUGCAAAAAAAAGACAUCCGAUGAAAAGGCAUCCAGCUCCUCGACGGCGCCGCUCGACGCUAUUGGAAACGACCGAUAAAAUGGCAUCUAGCCCCAUCUCGACAAUCACGGCCCGCUGCUCGACUACAUGAUCUAAAAAAAGGGAAACCAGUCACCCUACAGGAUAGCAUCCUCUUUGCUGUCGCGUCCAGCCAAUGUCCUCCAGCUUGCAUUGGUCCGGAUAAGAUGACUUUCUAAGCUCCCCCUCAACAAUUCUGCUACACCUUAACCUCAGCCCGCUCGCGUACGUCCUGUGGUCCUCGUUAUGACCCGAUGACUCUAAGCUCUAGCAUGACGUAAGAAGGCAAUCUUUCUCUUCAGCCAGCCCAGGAACGAGUUUGACCGAGGCGUACGUCCUCUUCCGACGUUGCGGGAAUGCGCUGUAACCAUCGAAUGGGGAGAUGGGUUUGACAUCUGCGAGACAUUGAUUAUCCCGAGGCCAACACGCUGUGAUACUUGGCCAUUUGCGGGCCACCACCGAUCGCAACCAGGACUAGCCUUGUUGCUGGGACGUUUUUUGUUGGGACAUCUGGCUGCCUCUGCGAGUUCCG
This is a messenger RNA of Fomitiporia mediterranea MF3/22, 895 nucleotides long. RefSeq lists its product as uncharacterized. The transcript is spliced from 3 exons. The coding region runs from base 132 to 329 and encodes 65 amino acids. The record is from RefSeq and is a predicted model, not a curated record. NCBI's taxonomy places the organism in Eukaryota, Fungi, Basidiomycota, Agaricomycetes, Hymenochaetales, Hymenochaetaceae.